AUGUCUUCAUGGGAAGUUCUCUAUGGCCAGUUGAUUAGUGAGGGAAAAAUUGAGCCUGAUUUACAGAAGUCACUGUACAACACCACAGCAACAGCCAAAAAUGCCACCAUCGCUGUGAGCCCUGUACUAUCAGCCACGGUCAACUCCGCCGUCUUUUUUGACAUCACCGUCGAUGGCAAGCCCUUGGGCCGCAUCUCCAUCAAACUGUUUGCAGACAAGAUUCCAAAGACAGCAGAAAACUUUCGUGCUCUGAGCACUGGAGAGAAAGGAUUUCGUUAUAAGGGUUCCUGCUUUCACAGAAUUAUUCCAGGGUUUAUGUGUCAGGGUGGUGACUUCACACGCCAUAAUGGCACCGGUGACAAGUCCAUCUAUGGGGAGAAAUUUGAUGAUAAGAACCUCAUCCGAAAGCAUACAGGUUAUGGCAUCUUGUCCAUGGCAAAUGCUGGACCCAACACAAAUGGUUCCCAGUUUUUCAUCUGCACUGCCAAGACUGAGUGGUUGGAUGGCAAGCAUGUGGCCUUUGGCAAGGUGAAAGAACAUGUGAAUAUUGUGGAAGCCAUGGAGCACUUUGGGUACAGGAAUAGCAAGACCAGCAAGAAGAUCACCAUUGCUGACUGUGGACAAUUCUAAUGAGUUUGACUUGUG
Gorilla gorilla gorilla (western lowland gorilla) is the source of this 645-nucleotide messenger RNA. RefSeq names its product peptidylprolyl isomerase A like 4H (gene PPIAL4H). The coding region runs from base 1 to 630 and encodes 209 amino acids. Gene Ontology annotation, biological process: protein peptidyl-prolyl isomerization; protein folding. NCBI's taxonomy places the organism in Eukaryota, Metazoa, Chordata, Mammalia, Primates, Hominidae. Gene Ontology annotation, cellular component: cytoplasm. The record is from RefSeq and is a predicted model, not a curated record. The transcript has 2 exons. Gene Ontology annotation, molecular function: peptidyl-prolyl cis-trans isomerase activity; cyclosporin A binding.